AUGUCUGUCCAAAUUGGUAUCAACGGCUUCGGUCGCAUUGGCCGCAUCGUCUUCCGCAACUCCAUCGCCCACGGCAAGGCCGAUGUCGUCGCCAUCAACGACCCCUUCAUCGACCUCGACUACAUGGUCUACAUGCUCAAGUACGACUCCACCCACGGCCCCUUCAAGGGCGAGGUCAAGACCGAGGGCGGCAAGCUCAUCGUCAACGGCAAGGCCAUCCAGGUCUUUGCCGAGCGUGACCCUGCCCAGAUCCCCUGGGGCAAGGCUGGCGCCCACUACGUCGUCGAGUCCACCGGUGUCUUCACCACCACCGAGAAGGCCGGCGCUCACUUGAAGGGCGGCGCCAAGAAGGUCGUCAUCUCGGCCCCCUCCGCCGACGCCCCUAUGUACGUCUGCGGCGUCAACCUCGACCAGUACGACCCCAAGGUAGAGGUCUUCUCCAACGCCUCUUGCACCACCAACUGCCUUGCCCCCCUCGCCAAGGUCAUCAACGACAAGUUCGGCCUCGUCGAGGGUCUCAUGACCACUGUCCACGCCACCACCGCCACGCAGAAGACCGUCGACGGGCCCUCUGGCAAGGACUGGCGCGGUGGUCGCUCCGCCUCGACCAACAUCAUCCCCUCGAGCACCGGCGCCGCCAAGGCCGUCGGCAAGGUCAUCCCUUCGCUCAACGGCAAGCUCACCGGUAUGGCAUUCCGUGUCCCCACGACCAACGUUUCGGUCGUCGACCUCACCUUCCGCACCGAGAAGCCAGCUUCUGCUGACGACAUCAAGGCUGAGAUCAAGAGGGCUAGCGAGCAGGAAUUGAAGGGCGUGCUUGGAUACACGGAGGACGCUAUCGUCUCCACUGACCUCAACAGCACGACCUACUCGUCGUACUUUGACGCCGCAGCCGGCAUUUCUCUCAACCAAAACUUCCACAAGGUCGUCAGCUGGUGA
Messenger RNA from Jaminaea rosea, 939 nucleotides. Its product is annotated as glyceraldehyde 3-phosphate dehydrogenase. NCBI's taxonomy places the organism in Eukaryota, Fungi, Basidiomycota, Exobasidiomycetes, Microstromatales. The record is from RefSeq and is a predicted model, not a curated record. Gene Ontology annotation, molecular function: NADP binding; NAD binding; oxidoreductase activity, acting on the aldehyde or oxo group of donors, NAD or NADP as acceptor. The transcript is spliced from 6 exons. Bases 1 to 939 code for a protein of 312 amino acids. Gene Ontology annotation, biological process: glucose metabolic process.